CCAACAUGUAUAAACACUUCCAAGAUCAAAGCCAUUUGUUGUUAGUAGUUGCCAAUUUUGUGGAGAUGGAGAGUGAUGAAUUCGAAAAUGGUGGUUCAUCAGAGCAGCUUGGGCAAGCUCUUGAUCAAACCAUUAAAAGGAUAAUGGAGAAACAUAUUAAACCUAUGGUGUUACCAAUGGUUAUACAACAAGUAAGGUCAAUGGUCAUCACUAUCCUUCAACAAGAGAUAGUGCCGGUUGCUGAGGAUCUAAUUCGUAAAGUAGUACAAGAGGUUCUUAAAGAGCAUGUUGAAGAGAGGCCUUCGAAUGGAGGGACACGGAAUGACUUGCCAGAGGAAAGGAGUUUCCAGCUGAAGUUCUUAUAUGAUAAAGUAUCCAACACUGUGACAGGCGAGGAGCUUAAAGGAAUAAACGACGAAUGCCUGAAGGUGGCUCUGGUUGAUUCAGAUGGGAAUAUCGUGACCUGUGGCAGUGGAUCUGAUGCAACGGUGGAGAUACUACUUCUUGACGUCAAUGAAAAUGGUGGUGAAGAAAACAUGAGUCUUGAAAAUUUCGAAAGACGCAUCAUUCAGACGGGAGAAAAGAAGAAGCCUCACUUUGCUAAAAGUGUCUAUAAAUCUCUCAAGGAGGGCGUUGCAGAUUUGAAUGGUCUCAAACUGGGACAUGACAAAGACCGGAUUAAGAAGUACAGCUGCAGGCUUGGGGCGAGGAUCGUGCAGAACCUUGACAGAACUACAGUGCUAGAGGCAUGGACCGCACCAUUUAUGGUCGUAGAUAAGCAUGACACAUACAAUGACAAAUUUCCCUGUCCAUCUCUUUCUUCUGAGGUUUGGAGAUUGGAGGGAAUCGGCAGGAAUGGCAAACCAUGUGGUCGCCUGAAAAAGGAAAGCAUCAAGACUAUGCAAGAUUUUCUGUUUUGGCUCCAUGUUAAUCCUGAGAAGCUCCAAAAUGAAUUAUUAUGUGCUGGUGAUAGCAACUGGAAUAAGAUAGUCGGUCAUGCUCAGAAAUGCAACAUUGAUUGUAAAAGGAUGUUUUCUCACAAAUCUUUGACCGAACCUCAAACAUGUGUUAUUUACGAUGCUGUGGGGAAACUCAAGGGUGGAAUCAUCGAGUCCCACUUUGUUCCGAUUGAUGAUAUGUCUGCUGAUGAAAAGGUUCGUGCACGUGAGUUACUCAGAUCUGUGUUAGAGGAACCGUCUGCAUUUGUAGAACGAUACUCCUCCUCCUUGGAAGACGAAGAUUCCCUCUUAAAGGAGUUUCCAUACAGAUCAUUGCAGCACAGUGGUCUCACUGUUUCUGAAGAUAUGAAUGGAAAUCAUACUUCAUCGUCUCAGACCAUCAUCGCUGCUAAUAACUUGUAUGCUUCUGGGCCAUCCGAGUCUCUUGGAUCAAUAGAAAUGGGAGAGCUAUCGAACCCUGCAUCUCGUGCCUUUCCACCUGAUCUUGACAUAUCAGAUUAUGAGCCAUUAUGUUUAGAGAACAAUUCAUCAUCAAUAAAUAUGCUGGUCUCCGGAAACGACAAGCAUACAGCCGAGAUGGGUGGAGGGUCGAGCAGCGGACGCUCAAACGCCUCGUUUCAAAGUGCAAGGGGGCAUUGGGUUGACGAGGAGGAGCCCUACUGUCCUGCCCCUCUCUGCCCAGAACCCAUGCUUCCCGACGUCAGCAGUCACAACGUUACUGUCGGACAGUGGUUUGAAGAUGAGCCCAACCGUCCUGGCUCUCUCAGCCCAGACCCCAUGGACCUUUAUGAUGAGGACGUUGACAUUCACAGCGCCCAUGCCCAUGGAGACGAGACGUGUGGGGCUGAUCUGCCAAAGGGGCUGAAGAAAUUGUCCAGGAUAUGGAACUCAUUUAGCAAGUUGAUGACCGGAGACGCCGGUCCUAGCUGCAAGAAGAGGAGAGAUGCUUAACCAUGUAGAUAGCAGCAACUCCCACUUUCAUGCUCACAGAGUUAAGCUUCAUCAUUUAUUUAUUUGUGAUUCAUGUUGUCAUUUGAUUGUGUGUAAAUAUGUGGUCUCCAUCAAAACUUGUCUGUUUAUCUGCUUUGGCAAUCAAUGGAAAUGUUAUCUGUUUUGUGGAUA
Salvia hispanica is the source of this 2081-nucleotide messenger RNA. Its product is annotated as calmodulin-binding protein 60 A-like. The record is from RefSeq and is a predicted model, not a curated record. Gene Ontology annotation, molecular function: DNA-binding transcription factor activity; sequence-specific DNA binding; calmodulin binding. Gene Ontology annotation, cellular component: nucleus. NCBI's taxonomy places the organism in Eukaryota, Viridiplantae, Streptophyta, Magnoliopsida, Lamiales, Lamiaceae. Gene Ontology annotation, biological process: regulation of salicylic acid biosynthetic process.